This is a messenger RNA of Fonsecaea monophora, 1431 nucleotides long. RefSeq lists its product as hypothetical. The coding region runs from base 1 to 1431 and encodes 476 amino acids. NCBI's taxonomy places the organism in Eukaryota, Fungi, Ascomycota, Eurotiomycetes, Chaetothyriales, Herpotrichiellaceae. The transcript is spliced from 4 exons. The record is from RefSeq and is a predicted model, not a curated record.
AUGGACGCAAGAAUCCGCCUGAAAGGAGCCAACGCACUCCCCGUUCUUUCUGCCCACCCUCUCGAGCGUUCUCCGUUGACAGCAUUUGAAGGCUCACACUUUGGGCGAAAUAUUGCCCCAGAUCUCGCCCGGCUACAAUCGCCUCUCCAAAAUCCAGUCAGCGUUGCAGUCUACCAGCCUGCUGUGGAUGCCGGCAUUCUUGGCCACAGCAUUGGGCAAGGGAGCCAGACAAAAGGAGAUCCUGUUCAAUCCCAGGAAAAUCCGCAAGCUGCAGAACGAGAGUGGUGCUGGGAAGAACAGGGUGAUGUUUAUCGUGACGAUAAACAAAGAUUCGUACUGAAAGUCCGGGUCAGGCCGAAUGUGAAGACCCAAUCAACUGCUGCAAAAAACCCGCAAGUUCCUAAACACCGACCUAACAACAAUUACUUGUAUCAACUUGACGCAGGUUACGACCACAUUGUGAAGGUAGUGUGGACCGAGAUAUGGGACGAUCCAGACGACUCUAGCUCCAUGCUGAUAAGAAGAGAAGCGGUGAACUUGGAGACAAACGCCAACAAGCAAAAUGCUACUGCUUCGCCUACAUCUGAACAUUCUUUAGUCGACCAAGCGACGAAGCUUAACGAGAUGCUUACAUUGGUUCACUAUGACAAGAAAACGCCGACGCUGAAGCCACUGUCGGCGUCAUCUUCCACUAAACUCGCCCUUCUCACCCAUACGAUUUCAGAAGAUCGAUCGGGCGAUUCAGCAUCUGUCAUCCGACAGCUUCUUUCCGCAUUGCGAACUCAGCGAGUCACAAACUUUACUCCUGUCGUGUCCAAACGUAAUACGCGGGGAUAUGCAUUCGUCAUAAGUACUGUAAAUACUUGGAGUAAGGUGGGCGAUAAAAUGAUAGAGACCAAGGAAGUGAGGCCUCCAUUCCAAAGAGGAAUAAGUGUGGCGAUAAAAUACGAACAGCCGGUUCUUACUGGAAUGACAACGUUUGCGAAGUAUUUGGUGUGUGAAAAAGCCCUCGAUCAACUGGGAUAUUCAUACCACAAGGGUGAUAAUGGAAUUAUCGAGGUACCUGAAUGUCUCCCGAGCAGCUAUAUUGAAGAAAUAGUGGCUCUGUCCAAGAUCUACUCGUGCAUCACGGAGCCCAACGAACCAGCAGAGAUGGUGGUGAAUGCACACCACGAGAUUGCAAACCACAAAGUGAUCUCCUGCUCUAGGGCAUGGACGGAGAUUGCCUCCAAAGAUGUGCACCCCAAAGCUUUGUUAGAUAUGGGUAUUUCAUUUCGAAAUCAGGGUUCUACCAUUACGGUUAUCGAGGAGCCUCUCUCCUCUUCAAAGCUGAUAGAGCUAUUUGGACGAAUACUUGCAAUUCGAGAAGCUGAGCGGGCAUCCCAAUUGUCCCUAUCCAGGCUAUCCCGUGAUGGAAACGCCACACUAUAA